AUGGUGCAAGACACAUCAAGCGCAAGCACUUCGCCAAUUUUAACAAGAUGGUACAUCGACACCCGCCCUCUAACCGCCUCAACAGCAGCCCUUCCUCUCCUUGAAACCCUCCAGCCCGCUGAUCAAAUCUCCGUCCAAAAAUACUACCAUCUGAAGGAUAAACACAUGUCUCUCGCCUCUAAUCUGCUCAAAUACCUCUUCGUCCACCGAAACUGUCGCAUCCCCUGGUCUUCAAUCGUGAUCUCUCGAACCCCAGAUCCGCACAGACGACCAUGCUAUAUUCCACCCUCAGGCUCACAGGAAGACAGCUUCAAAGACGGAUAUACCGGCAUCAACGUUGAGUUCAACGUCAGCCACCAAGCCUCAAUGGUCGCGAUCGCGGGAACAGCUUUUACUCCCAAUAGUGGUGGGGACAGCAAACUCAAACCCGAAGUCGGAAUUGAUAUUACGUGCGUAAACGAGCGGCAGGGACGGAACGGGGAAGAGCGGAGCCUGGAAUCGCUACGUCAAUAUAUUGAUAUAUUCUCGGAAGUGUUUUCCACUGCAGAGAUGGCCAAUAUAAGGAGGUUAGAUGGAGUCUCAUCAUCCUCACUGUCUGCUGAUCGUCUUGUGGACUACGGGUACAGACUCUUCUACACUUACUGGGCGCUCAAAGAGGCGUAUAUAAAAAUGACUGGGGAGGCCCUCUUAGCACCGUGGUUACGGGAACUGGAAUUCAGUAAUGUCGUCGCCCCGGCCGCUGUUGCGGAGAGUGGGGAUUCGGCUGGGGAUUUCGGGGAGCCGUAUACGGGUGUCAGGACGACUUUAUAUAAAAAUCUCGUUGAGGAUGUGAGGAUUGAAGUUGCUGCUCUGGGCGGUGAUUACCUAUUUGCAACGGCUGCGAGGGGUGGUGGGAUUGGAGCUAGUUCUAGACCAGGAGGUGGUCCAGACGGAAGUGGCAUCCGAAGCCAGGAUCCCUGGAGGCCUUUCAAGAAGUUAGAUAUAGAGCGAGAUAUCCAGCCCUGUGCGACUGGGGUGUGUAAUUGCCUAUCCUAA
Messenger RNA from Aspergillus nidulans FGSC A4, 1035 nucleotides. Its product is annotated as protein npgA. NCBI's taxonomy places the organism in Eukaryota, Fungi, Ascomycota, Eurotiomycetes, Eurotiales, Aspergillaceae. The record is from RefSeq and is a predicted model, not a curated record. The transcript has a single exon. The coding region runs from base 1 to 1035 and encodes 344 amino acids.